Folsomia candida is the source of this 1515-nucleotide messenger RNA. RefSeq lists its product as uncharacterized. The record is from RefSeq and is a predicted model, not a curated record. The coding region runs from base 221 to 727 and encodes 168 amino acids. The transcript has 4 exons. NCBI's taxonomy places the organism in Eukaryota, Metazoa, Arthropoda, Collembola, Entomobryomorpha, Isotomidae.
AUUUAACUUAUCCAGGAUAUUACAUGUUCCUACGUAUGUAUUCAUAUUGCAUACGUUUGCAAAAUAACCAACGACAUUUGGCCCUCAAGCAUUCCAUCAAUCGCAAUCCCACUUCCAACCGAACUUAAUUUAGUUCGUUUCUUAGCACUCUUCUCUUUGCAUAUUGCUAUUAAAAAUCAAAGCGUGAUUUUAUAAAUCCGUGAACGAGAUUAGUUUCCCAAUGUCCCCGAUUGCGGAUAAUAGCUCGAAUGGGUCCACAACAUCUUGGUCCUUCCACCAAUUCUUCAGUUCAUUCCCAACACCGAGUUUCCCUAAUUUACGAUUCGCUGCAAUGCUUGUCACCAUCGUCUCAAUUGCUUUCUACUGUGUCGUGUGUGUACUAUCAGUCCACUUUUUGGUAACCGGUCUUAAGGGAGAUGAUAAAAGCCACGAGGCAUUUUGGACCAUCCACUUGUUGCUUGCCAUCUCGUCUGACGUAAUCAGCAUCUUCCUUUUCUUUGGCAUCUACGCUGGCAACUCCAAAGUAAUCCACAACUGCUGGAAAGCAUUGACAGGGAUCAUUUUGGCUGCAAUUCUGCUAUUCGUUGGGAUCUGUAUUGAACGCAAUGGUAAAAUUGUCCUUACUCUGGUGGAGGUGGUCACUUCUGGCUUAUUGUUGCUGGGUCUUCGAGUUGUUUAUCUCCAUGACGUGGACCUCAAGAGGAACGAGGACUCUCUCGUUAUUUAGAUACGGUUCGGUCAGACCAUAUUUUAAAGACAGCACGAUAUGCAUUUCGCUUUAUUUGAUUGGAAUAUGCAAACUUUCUUGAAAAUCCAUGAAGAUGAAAGCUUGAAGCUUUAGCAAAAAACACAUUCCGAUACAAGUGAUUCUGUUUGGCGUGGAGUGAAAUUUAGCUUACGAGCAGUAACAUAUGUAUGUACCUCAAGAAAUUCGUAGAAUUGGUAAAUACAUUUUUAUCAAUGUGCUCCAUUUUCAUUUGUUGCAACGCGAGCUAUCUGACGACAGUGAAUAUCCCUAUCAAUUUCUAUUUCAGUACCUUCGUAAGCUUUACCUAACUCCCGAAAUGUUAUUCAUACAUUUUGUUCACAUAUUAUCAAAAUUUAUCUGUAGAUUCUUCAAAGCUGGAAUAAUUCUUUAUGGAUAAUGAUAAACUUACGUAUAUCUACAGAUAUGUACAUGUAUAUAACUAAUCAAAUUAUAUGAAUUUAAAUACAUAAUUGGCAAAAUAGCUUAUUUAUACUGUGCAAAUAUUUUGAUUGAAGCUUAAGCUUUUUGUGGUUAAAUAAAUAUAUCAAGUAAGUUUAUGACUGUAUUAUUUAACAAAUUUUAUUUAAAAUAAAUAAUAAAAAGUGUGCUAAAUCGUUCCAAUUUGGAUUUCUUGAACAUAUUGACUAAUUGGUAUCAUUCUCUCUUGGAGAUUAUGAUUAAAUACUUCUCAAACUUGGUAUGCAAAUAGAGCAUCUCGAGGAAAUUAAUUGUACGUGGUUAAACGCACCAUAAUUCGAAUUGAAAGC